AAAAGCUAUCUUUUGCUUCCGCUUGUCGUGUGGACACAGAGACAGAGUCUGCUUUUUUUAACCCGAAGCUUGGCGAGUGGCUUGCAGAGACGGCAAUCUUAGCGGUGAAUGUGUGUCUGUGCGAGAGCGUGCGGAGCGCGACGGUUGAGCCGCCUUCGCCGCGUGCGAGCCUUGUCAAUCACCGCCUCCCGGACUUACCUAUCUAUGCGAGCAAGUCGACUCUGCCGUUGAAGCGCGGAGAUCUCGGGCUCGAAUCGGUUUUCUGAUCUUUGGAGGUGAGGGGAAGGAGUGAGAGAAUGCCGCUGGUGCGGUUGGAGGUGAGAAAUGAGUACGGGUUGGGAGAUCCGGAGCUGUACAAGAAGUCGUUGAGGAAGGAGGAUCCCAAGGCGAUCUUGGAUGGCGUCGCGGUGGCCGGUCUCGUAGGGAUCCUGCGGCAGUUGGGCGAUCUCGCCGAAUUUGCUGCAGAUGUUUUCCAUGACUUGCAUGAGCAAAUAACAGCUACAUCUGGAAGAAGCCGUAAAAUUAUGGCACAAGUAAGGAACAUUGAAUCGGCAAUUCCAUCUGUUGAGAAGGCCUUUAAAGAACAAACAAGUCAUAUCCACUUUGCAUAUAUUGCAGGUUCUGACUGGCAUACUCGGAUUCCACAUGGACAAAACCUCCUACUUUCCAGUGAACUUCCUCGCUUUAUGAUGGAUUGUUAUGAAGAAUGCCGUGAUCCACCUCGUUUAUUCCUCCUUGACAAAUUUGAUCAUUGUGGUACUGGAGCUUGUCUAAAAAGAUAUUCAGAUCCAUCCUAUUUCAAGAGGGUGUGGGCUGCAUCGCAUAUUGAAGGAGCUAAAAAUGAUAGAAAAGAAAAGAAAGUUGAAAAAUUCAAGAGGAAAGGGUCAAGAUUUAGGGAUGCAGAAAUUCAACAGGCAAUUUACUUAGCACGCUGUCCCAGCAGUGAAAAUAGGAAAUCUGACAGAGUUGAAAGAUUUGCAUCCCUAAGCACUGAUGGCUAUAGCAUUUCCCUUGAGAAUGAAAAUAUUUCUUCACUCGAAUUGAGAUUAAACACUGAAAUUUCAAGUAGAUCUACCUCUUUUGGUUCAAAGACAAAGGAAAGCUUUGUUGAGGAAACCUCAUAUGCAGACCCUCUAGUGAUGCCCGAUGAGCUAGACUAUAGUGGACUGUCUAAUCCUAAUUUACAUGGCACUGGCAGUGGUCUUACUGUUUCUCCUCUACAAGAUGAACCAGCUACAGAGAAUUUUGAUGAUGUCUCUCAACAUAAUUCACUGCAAGAGCAAAGUAUGCCAAGAUCUUCUGUCACAUGGGAGGAAAAAACUGAAAUAGUUAAGCCUACAAGUCCAGCAUCAUAUAACGACAUACUUGUUGACAGAGUUCAAAUGGUGCAAGAUGGCAUUAUAGUUGAAGAUUCAGAUUCUCUCCAAUUAAAUCCUGAAUUAGUCGAUGCUGAACAUGCAAAACUCGAAGCAUUGAUUCAUGAAGACAUCUUAUUUCAUGCUAUCAAAACUCCAGAACAAUUGUCUAAUGUCAACCAUUUUGAUGAAGUCACCAGUGAGACAGACAACUACGUGGAUGCACCAAACACAUUGGAUUCUGAGACAGAGACAGAAGCUGAGUAUCGCACUAAAAUAGAAGUGCAGUCAUUAGCUAACACCAAUCCAUUAGCAGUGGAAUCUGAAACAACGGAAAAUCAAAUUAUAUCUGUACAAAGUCCAGAUGUCAGUGAUGCUGAAGCUCCUGCUUCAUCAGAUAGUGCCCCGAUUCAAAAUGUGACUGAAAACUUUUCACAUUUGAGCUCUUCAAAUUGUCUGGAAUCUGUGCAGCAACCUUAUGCCACAGAGUUCAUGCAAAACCAAGACCAUAUUAUCCCUAAUUAUGUAACUGAUAUUUCGGACCGUCCCGAGGGGACAGAAAUUAAGGAUCAUCAUGAGUGCAUUGAUGGUGGUCUUUCUUCGAAAUCAGGUGCUUCAUGUGGACCAACAGUGAGAUUAGAUGAAGCCACAUCUGAGCCAUCUACAUUGGUACGUUCUGUUCCUACUGAUGUAUCUUCUAUGCCUUCUGUUCAGCUUUGGACAAAUGGUAACCUAUUUGGAGUUGAGCCAUCAAAACCGCCAGACCUUGGGGCUGUGAAUAAAGAAAAUGAGAAUUGCUUAUCUAAUUCUAGAGGUUCUGCAACUGGUUUUUCGAGUUCCACUGUUAAGUCUCAGAUGUCUGUUACCCAACCAGGUGCAAAAUCAGAUGGAAUGUCCUCUGUAAAUGAUACAUCAUCAGUAGAUUUCAUCUCGGAAAUGGAAGUGGGUUCUGAAUGCACAAAUUUGGCUUCCUGCAUUCCACAAAACUCAGCUGAGGGUCAAUUGUCAGCACGAAGAAAUAAUUAUGUUCAAAUGUCCAAAGAUGUGGAUAUCAAACAGUUCUUGCAUAUAUCUGUUCAACCUUCCUUACCAAGUAAGGUGCAAAAUAAUCUUCAAGAUAGUUAUAGUAGUAAUGAUGGUUUCUUAAAUAAACUUGGAACCACAAGAACGAGUGACAUUAAUGGAGCACCUAUAAGAGAUAGUUAUUGUGUUGGGUCAAAUACAGGGCCUAGCCAGAGCACAAUGGCAGUCUCCUCCAGUUUUUCUGAGCUUGCACAGAGGUUUCUUUCAAAUACUAUCCAAAGAAAAGUAUUAUCUUCCACAAAUUCAGGACAUACAAGCACUGAAAUAAAGAAAACCGAGGGAAAUUCCUGUCUGAAUAAUAAUAACCAGGAAGAACCAAAUAUUGUUGCAUCUCAAACAUCAUACAAACAAAUUGUCAAUGAAAAGGUUACUCUCAUAUCAGAAAUGGAGCCAGUCUCUUUAACUCAGCACUAUGCUGAGCAAAGUUCUCCACCCCUUGAAUAUAUGAAAAUACCUUUCCAUCCUAUGAAUGGCUUGGAAAAUUCUAGAUUGAAGCUGGAUUUUUCUAGUGGUAGUCUCUAUGAAAAUAAUGAAGAUUUCAUCUUUCCAUCAUUUCAAUUGCUGCAAGGCCCCGUUGAUACUUUGCCAGAAAUUUGCUCUGAAUCAGAUGACGACACGUUCUGCAGAUCUUGUCCAUAUUCUUCUGAGGAUCUUCUCAGUCCUUGCUCAUAUUCAAACUCUGAGCAGUGGGAUCAAGAUGAAAGAAGUGAAUACUUUGAUCAUGAAUUCAAUGAUAUUUCACAAAGGUGUCAAUCCUCAACUACAUCCAUAUCGAGGCCUGUGGGUUCUGAACAAAUGAACCAUGCCAAUAUGCACAUACCAGGAGAGGAAAACUUUGAUGUUAUUGCUGACAAUAGCAAACUACCUUUCCAUUUAGGAUCCAUGAUGGAGCUUCCUGGGCUUGAUUCUGUUGUACCUUUAAGAAAACAAGGUGUACAUUAUUCGUUGCCAGAAAAUCUAGCAAAUACAAGAGUACCUAAAGAUGAGGCACCCCCACCCCUGCCCCCUAUUCAGUGGAGGACAUCAAAGCCUUCAGUUACUUUUGAAGAUUAUGAUAAUUUUAAAAAAAAUCUUGAUCACUUGGAUGGCUUACAAGCUCCAAAAUUCUCUCCUUCACAGAAAAAGGAACAAAAUUCAGCCAUCUCUUCACACAUAGUACAAGCUGUUUUAGAACAUCCAAAGGAGAAAGUGAUUACAUCAGAAACCAGGCAAAAUCAGCAGAAGUUGAAUGAACUAAAAGGGUUAACUCAGAGUCCUAGUCAUAAUGAAGUCGACAUGAGGGAAGAUUUGCUUCAACAAAUCAGAAAUAAGAAAUUUAAUUUGAGACGGACUGCAACAUUAAUACCACGAGACAUUCCACGCCCCACAACCAAUGCUGCAAAUGGUAAUGUUAAUACAAUUUUGCAAAAGGCAAGUGCCAUACGCCAGGCAUUUGUGAGCAGUGAUGACGACAACUGGAGUGAUGCUUGAUGGCCACAGUCAUGGGCACCGUAACUGAUCAGCAGCAGCACUGUUCCGUGAUGAAAGGUUUGGAAGCUAGUUCCGGACCUAUCUUUUUGCCUUCUUUCUCGUAUUCUCCUAUACAGUGAAUGUGUUGUAUACUCACAAUAUACGUCUCCACUGCCAAAGUGAUUUGGCAGAUUGAUUCUUAGUCUUUACCAUAGGAUUCUCCAGGAACCAUGUAGUUGAUGACUGCCAACUGCAAAGCGCUUCACAAUGGCGAUCAUUAGCUGCUCAAUGGCGGCAUAAAAUGAGCACUGGAGGUUCAGAGAAACUCAGGAUUCACGAAGCAUUGAGUGAUGGACUUGAUGAUAUGGAACAUCGGUUAAGUAGCAUGGAACGAGCUCAGGGGAGCUUGGUCCACUCAAUAGAUUGAUGGUCUGGAUUGAGGAAGUUGAAGAUCUAGAGUUGAAAGUCACGAGAGAUUACAAGAGUGCAGGUAAUUUUGGGGCUUUUGUAUUGUAAAUGAUGGUUUUAGCUGUGUAAGAGUAGGCUAAUUAAUGGAUUGAUUGUGAAGCCUUUGACCAAGAGAUUGUAUGUCCAAAGCUUUAAUUUUUCAAUCAAUUUAGUCUUGCACUUUUGCAUAGGUUUGUGA
This is a messenger RNA of Zingiber officinale, 4533 nucleotides long. RefSeq names its product SCAR-like protein 2. The transcript is spliced from 11 exons. Gene Ontology annotation, biological process: actin cytoskeleton organization; positive regulation of Arp2/3 complex-mediated actin nucleation. Gene Ontology annotation, molecular function: Arp2/3 complex binding; protein kinase A regulatory subunit binding; actin binding. The record is from RefSeq and is a predicted model, not a curated record. Gene Ontology annotation, cellular component: cytoskeleton. Bases 297 to 3908 code for a protein of 1203 amino acids. NCBI's taxonomy places the organism in Eukaryota, Viridiplantae, Streptophyta, Magnoliopsida, Zingiberales, Zingiberaceae.